Messenger RNA from Setaria italica (foxtail millet), 901 nucleotides. RefSeq lists its product as uncharacterized. Bases 189 to 653 code for a protein of 154 amino acids. The record is from RefSeq and is a predicted model, not a curated record. The transcript is spliced from 2 exons. Lineage: Eukaryota; Viridiplantae; Streptophyta; Magnoliopsida; Poales; Poaceae.
CAGCCAGCCGGCCAGCAGCCCGUGCGCGCGACAGUGCAAGUGAUCGACGAGUGACCGGCCACCCGUGUGCAGAGCGAGGUGACUGAUCGGCCAGGCUAACCAACUACCUCGCGGUAGCUAGCAGCCUAGCAGGCCGCCGUGUAACAGUUGUUGGUUAGAGAAGCUUCGAGAGAUCGAUCGAGUCCGUAAUGCCGUGGCGCCUAGCUAGGCAGACCGAGACCCCCACGGGCGGUGACCCGGCGGCGGACGGCGGCGCGGAGGCGCGGAGCGUGCGGUGCGAGUGCUGCGGGAUGGCGGAGGAGUGCACGCCCACGUACAUCGGGCGCGUCCGGGAGCGGUUCCAGGGGAAGUGGGUGUGCGGGCUGUGCGCCGAGGCCGUCAAGGAGCGGCAGGCGCGGGAGCCGGCGCUCACCGUGGCCCGCGCCGUGGAGGCGCACGCCGCCAUGUGCGAGCGCUUCAACUCCACCGUCCGCCUCAACCCCAAGCUGUCCCUCGCCAGCUCCAUGCGCGACAUCGCGCGCAAGAGCGGCCAGCGCCGGAGGAGAAGCAGCAUCAGCGGCGCCACCGCCGCCGCGGUCCCGCCGCCGCUGUCCGCAUGCGGCGGCGACAACAAGCUGGCCCGCGCCGCCAGCUGCGCCCUGCCCUACGUCUGACGACACAGGGGCACGACGACGAGCGCGUGCCCGCUCGCUCCGCCCUCCCCCCUCCCUGUUGUGCUUGCUUGCCGUGAUAUAUAUACCGGCACGCAACAUGCAUGACGUAUACGUAGUGUAUGUGUGUAGGCCAUGCAUGUAGUAGCUGGUAAGUAGCUGUGGUAGCAACUGGUGUUGCGUGUUCUGUUGCUUUGAGAGGUCUUUAUACAUAGCGUACGUAUGUAUAUAUAGCUUCGUCGAGACAUUUA